Carassius carassius (crucian carp) is the source of this 1467-nucleotide messenger RNA. Its product is annotated as fibroin heavy chain-like. Bases 91 to 1467 code for a protein of 458 amino acids. The transcript has 4 exons. The record is from RefSeq and is a predicted model, not a curated record. Lineage: Eukaryota; Metazoa; Chordata; Actinopteri; Cypriniformes; Cyprinidae. Gene Ontology annotation, cellular component: extracellular region. Gene Ontology annotation, molecular function: peptidase inhibitor activity.
GUUUUAGUUUUAUGUGCUUCACUGUUUGCUCUUUCUGGCACACCAAUUCAUUUUCCAGCAGAGACCAUUGCGAGAUCGUAGGCUGGGAGGAUGACAGCUCAAGUGUAUUGCUUGUUUGGUUCUGUUUUAUUGUGUCUGUUUGGAACCUUGAACAUAACCGAUGCUACUCUAGAUUUGAGCCAUAUUGCCAAGCUGGUGAAGCUGACGGACUUGCUGUCCCAUCAAAGAUGUUCUUCUGAUCGUCGUGUUUCCAUGAAACCAGGUCAAUGUCCUGACCCAAAGAACAUUCCACUGUCUGCUAAAAACUGUGUCCAUGAUGGCCAGUGUCCUGCCACACAGAAAUGUUGCCCAACCACCAGUGGCCAUGGAUGCAGUGAACCAAGUGGCCAGGGAAGCUGUCAGGGCGCCGGUCAGGGAAACAGACAGGGCGCCGGACAGGGUGCCGGUCAGGGAAGCGGCCAGGGUCAGGGAAGCGGCCUGGGAAGCGGUCAGGGAAGCGGCCAGGGCCAGGGAAGCGGCCAGGGCACCGGCCAGGGCCAGGGCGCCGGCAAGGGAAGCUUACAGGGUGCCGGACAGGGAAGCGGACAGGGUGCCGGCCAGGGUCAGGGAAGCGGACAGGGUGCCGGCCAGGGUCAGGGAAGCGGACAGGGCGCCGGACAGGGUCAGGGAAGCGGCCUGGGAAGCGGACAGGGUGCCGGCCAGGGUCAGGGAAGCGGACAGGGCGCCGGACAGGGUCAGGGAAGCGGACAGGGCGCCGGACAGGGAAACGGACAGGGCGCCGGACAGGGAAGCGGACAGGGUGCCGGACAGGGCCAGGGAAGCGGACAGGGUGCGGGAAGCGGACAGGGUGCCGGUCAGGGAAGUGGACAGGGUGCCGGACAGGGUCAGGGAAGCGGCCUGGGAAGCGGACAGGGUGCCGGUCAGGGAAGCGGACAGGGCGCCGGUCAGGGAAGCGGACAGGGCGCCGGACAGGGUCAGGGAAGCGGCCUGGGAAGCGGACAGGGCGCCGGUCAGGGAAGCGGACAGGGCGCCGGUCAGGGAAGCGGACAGGGCGCCGGACAGGGAAGCGGACAGGGCGCCGGACAGGGAAGCGGACAGGGCGCCGGACAGGGUCAGGGAAGCGGACAGGGCGCCGGACAGGGUCAGGGAAGCGGACAGGGUGCCGGUCAGGGAAGCGGCCUGGGAAGCGGACAGGGUGCCGGUCAGGGAAGCGGACAGGGCGCCGGUCAGGGAAGCGGACAGGGUGCCGGUCAGGGAAGCGGCCUGGGAAGCGGACAGGGUGCCGGCCAGGGUCAGGGAAGCGGACAGGGUGCCGGCCAGGGUCAGGGAAGCGGACAGGGUGCCGGCCAGGGUCAGGGAAGCGGACAGGGCGCCGGUCAGGGAAGCGGACAGGGCGCCGGACAGGGUCAGGGAAGCGGCCUGGGAAGCGGACAGGGUGCCGGCCAGGGUCAGGGGAUGCUAAAUUAA